AUGACCGAGAAGCCUUUAUUACUCCUUAAUAUAGUUUUAUCUAAUUUAAUUUCCAAGUUAAAAGUGUUUAUUGGCAAAUUAGAGAAAAUUCGCAGUAAUCGAAUUUCUUUGGAAGUAAUUAGGGUGGUUCAUUCUUUUGAACCAAAAGCAACCCCCUUAAUUAAAAAAGUAAUUUUAGAUGAACAAUCAGGCUAUAAAUUUGAACGAGAUACUAAUGAUGAACUUUAUUUCAGUCUUACCACUAUCACUACCCAAAUCAAAGAAGGGCUGAUUAAAGGGGCAAAGUUAAUUACUUUAGAAGGAGAGAAAAACUUCCGUUUAAUUCACCAAGAUUUAAAAAAAUGGCUAAAAAAAGAGGCUGGACUUUCUCAAGACCAGAAAAAGACUUAUGAAAAACAAGUCGAUAAACUAAUUAAGGAUUAUCAAGAAAAACUCCUAGAAGCCGAAAAAAAGAAGGCUCGCGAGUUAAGUUCCUAG
Molecule: messenger RNA, 477 nt
Organism: Funneliformis geosporum
Lineage: Eukaryota; Fungi; Glomeromycota; Glomeromycetes; Glomerales; Glomeraceae
Source: the annotation of a GenBank genome assembly